GUGCUGCUGAAAGUAAAGUUUAACUGAUUUUGGGACACUCAUCACUUUCAAGAUUUAAAGAACUUGACGCACGCACAGAGAGACAAACGGGCUGGAUGGAGCGAUACGAACACCGAGGAGCUGUGUAGAUACCACCCGGAGACACUGCAUCCUUUUCGGCGUUGGCUCAAGCCUACUCUUUAACAAUGGGAUCUGUUUAAACCUGUGGGCUUUCCAUCAUGUUGGACACACUACCUCAGUGGCUCCCCCACUGCCCCAGAUGGACAUGGCUCCUCUCUGUCGGGACCGUCCUGCUAUGGCUGCCCCUGUCCCACACGACGACCUCCCCACUCAACUGCCACAAAAUUUGCAUCUGCGCCUCCAACAUCGUCAGCUGCUCCAAGAUGAACCUGUCAGACGUCCCGCUGCACAUCCCUUCCUACACUGUUGUUCUGGACCUCAGCUACAAUGAACUUAAGAGGCUCAAAUCAGAGUGGACCCCAGACCGUCUGCCCAACCUCCAUAAUUUACUGGUUAGCCACAAUGAAAUGACUUUUUUGUCAUCAGAAGCAUUUGUUAAUGUAAAGCACCUGCGCUACUUGGAUUUGUCUUCUAACCAGCUACGACAACUGGAUGAGUUUGUGUUUGAGCCUUUGGUGAAUUUAGAGGUCCUUCUUUUGUACAACAACAGAAUAACCACGAUUGACCGUGCAGCUUUUAUCACAAUGAUCAACUUACAGAAGCUUUACCUUAGCCAAAACCAAAUCUCUCGGUUCCCCACAGAGCUCAUAAAGGACAAGUCACGCUUGGACAAACUAAGUCUGUUGGACAUAUCUUCAAAUCGAGUUGCAGUUUUGCCCAUAGAUGAGCUAAGAAACCUCCCUGCCUAUAUCAAAAAUGGUCUUUACUUUCACAGUAACCCUUUGCAUUGUAAUUGUGACCUCUACACUCUUUUAGCUCACUGGUACAUCCGAAAUCUCAACUCCGCCGUGGACUUCAAAGACGACUACACAUGUGUCUUACCUGGACCCCAAAAAACCCAAGUUCCCGCCUUUGACCUUAGCAGUGAUUACAUGAACUGCAGUACAUUCAAAGAGGAAGAAGAAGAGGCAUUUUUGGAGCAGUCGCUACUUCUCAGGUGCGAUACAAAGCACAGGAACAUGUUCAAGACUUGGACACUUCCUGGGAAUGUACCAGUGAUAGCAGGAACUAACCAAACGGCCAAAGUGUCGAACGAUGGAAAUUUGCUGGUCAACCCGGUGAAGACAGAUGAUUCUGGGACCUAUACGUGCUUCGCUACAAGUGAGGCAUUCAACGAGACCAUCUACAUUGUGCUAAAAGUGUAUAAUUUUACCAUGCAUAGAAGCGGGGAAACUCUUAACACGGCGUAUACAACAUUAGUGGGUUGUCUAGCUAGCGUUGUCAUGGUCCUCAUGUAUCUCUACCUUACGCCGUGUCGCUGCUUCUGCUGUCCCAACAAGGGCAAAGGCAGAGGUGAAGACAGCAUCCACUCCUCCAUGCUAAGCGUUACGCCAACCCAUGAGGAUCCAGCAUUGAAAGCAGAAAUAAACCGCCACGUCGCUUUUAUCGACUCCAAGAACUCCCAGGGGCAAAAUGGCAAACUUAACCCCAAUGGUGAUGAGGACGAAGAGGAUGAGGAGGAAGAUCAGGAUGCAGAGGCUGGAUCACUCAUGAAAGGCAAGAGAAAGAAGUCCGUGGCGGAGUCUAUAAGCUCAGUGUUCUCAGAUACGCCGAUGGUGGUUUGAACUGGACAAGACGGCCACCAUAUUUUGUAUCGUAGUCCAUCAAAUUGGACGUAUAAAUACAAGGGAUACUUUCAACAAUAAGCAGGACUUUCUUUCUCCAGCAUUUAAUUGUGUAGCACUUAAUUUUCAUACUGUGAAGGAAUGGCGAUGUGAAUUGGUAAGAUUAGACGUAGACUUGAGGAUUCAGGAGGUGACAAAUCAGACUGGUGACAUACAUGAUGCACGGUUGGCUCAUUACUAUAGCAGACUCAUAAGGGACUAAGAAUAGAGCGCAUCUUAUGUAAACAUUUGUUGCAUUUACUGCACAGGAGCCCAGACGGAGAUAGCCAGAGACACAGGAAGCCUUCGAUUCAUCUGUCAUUAAGACUGAGUCAUCUUUGGUAGAGUGAUACACCUAGUCUAUUUAUGUAGGAAUUUAUAUUGAAAACAGUAGCACAAGUAUGACAAUAAAAAAAUCUAGAUUCACACGACACUGUAGCGCAUUUCAAUAUUUGUUUCUUGUGUGAAAUCUUGUACAGUCUGUAGGUAAACUCAUUAUUAUUACGAAAAACUCAAAGUAACUCAAAUAUGAAGUCACCUUUUAAUGUUAUGUGACUGGGGGUCUGUAACUAUGGGCCUUAAGAGGGGUACACCCAGGACACCAUGAUAACGGCUAGCUAGCUCCAGAAACUGCAUUUGUUCACUAUAGGGACACUUCAUACUCUCUAAUUAUUUCAAAACAUUUGUCACAAUUAAAACGCUCUUGUUUGUCUGGCUACAAAAUAUGAGCGGAUGUCUCCAUUGUAGGCCAGCAUCUUCCAUGUGUUUUUAUUAUUGUGGUCCUGUUACACUACCUGGAUGUAAAGUAGUCAAUGCUUAGCGCUGCCAAUGGAGACCUGUUGUACACCUGAGGGAAAAUAAGAUGUUUUCAGCUAUACGAUACAUUGUUUUAUAUCAGACGUAGCCAUAUUGCCAUGUGGUUUGUGAAGAGUAGUAAUAAAACUGUGCAAUAGAUCAAUGCUGUGAAAUAUUCACUAGCUACUCUGCACACACUGUACCUAAUAAAAUGGCCAUUGUUGUUCUCCUUUGCUGGAAAACAUUUAGAGAUGUUGGUUGUAAUAUUUGAACCAUUCAGGCUACUCUCCUCUGAUCCCUGGCAUAAACAAAACCGCACUGGAAAAACCUGUAAUGGAGAUCCCACUUAUCUUCUGUUUAUCCGUAACUAUCAUAUGCACUACUAAGCUGUGUUUAUGCCAUAUAUGUACUCUGGGGCCUUGCCUUCUGGCCAGUAAGUUUCCAUUAGCUCUUUCGUAUCUAGUACACUGUGAUUGUUUUGUUCACAGAGGUGAGACUUGUACAUAAUCCUGCCUUCUUUGUGGUUAGGUAGGUAUAGGACACUAGACAUGGACUAGACUACCAUUGUCAGCCAUCAGUUUAACCCACUUAAUGCUACAAAAUCUCAAAUUUCAAUAAGAAUUUUUGAUCUGGUCGACAGUUUGUGAAUACACAGCUCACAUUUAAAACAGUGUCAUGUCAUGUCAGUAGCCAUGUCGUAUAGAAUAGAUUCUCAAUAGAUCUCAACGCAAGGCUUUUUUCGGGAUUAAAUGUUAACUGCUCCAUUUGAUAGGAUGAAGGUGCUGCCAAGGUUGUGUCUGUACAGAGGAGAUAGGUGCGUUAUCUUGGGUCACAGAAACAAUAAGCCAUAGCCUCUGGUCCAGUCUAAUGUGUUUGCUUUGUACUGCCUCUCCGUCCUGUCACUGAUGGAGCAGAUUAUGACUGUCAAGCCAGUCUGGGUGUUAUGGGUAAAAUCCCGCCUGUUAGUUUAGCAGUUAGUAUUUAAUAAGAAGAUAGUGAAAUAGUAAUCUGGUAAAUUAAAUAGUGCAUUUAUUCGAAAUACACACUGAUCAUGCAAAAUAUGUAAAGAAAAUAAGAUGCCAUUUUUAUUAUAAUUACCCUUAAUCAGCCUUAAUAAAGCAUGAACAAACGGUUUAAUAGAAAUGAUUCAGGGUUAGUAUAUGAGGGGUUAGGAUUAGGAGUUAGGGCAUUAAUUAAGAAGUUACCAAACCAUAAACUAUUUCUUAAUUAUGAAUUAAGUCUUUGUUCAUGUUUUAUUAUUAAAGAUGUAGUUAUUAUAUUAAGUUUUUACCAAGAAUAACAUCUCUUUGUCACGUCACCUGUUUUUGUUUGUUUGUUCAUAAAGUUGUGUCAGGAAAUUGCGUAGAAGUUUAGGCAAAUAUCAAGAGCACAAUAUUAAGUGGUAGUAAGAAGGAAGUGUGGUUAACCAGUAAAUGUAAGUGCAGGGUAUGGUCCCAAUCCAUUAAAAUGAUAGUAUUGAUGACAUUACUGAAGAGAAGUUUGGUUAUAGGUCUGCUGAAAAUGAAAGAAUGAAGUUUGGUUAUAGGUCUGCUGAAAUGGUUAGGUACAAAAAUCUAACUUACACAAUACAUUUGUCUAUAUGGCUGCUAUAUAUUGGGUAGGCAAAAAGGAGGAAAAAUAGCACAUUUAAAAACUUCUGCAGUAACUUCUAAUGGGAAAAAACACUUUUAACACAUCUCAAAAACAAAACAUUUAACUGAAUGAUUUCUUAAAUGUCAAACUGGAAGACAUUUACGCGCAUCCCGACAACUUUCUUUUUUGUAAUUGGUGGCUGUCUGUUGCUGUGUGCACCACCGCAGCAUCUUUUGUGUGGGAGAGAAACAGGAAGUCACACUUAUCAAGAGUGAUGCCAUGUGAAUCACUCCACUCAUCGCACAUAGGAAUACACCAGGUGGAGAUUUAUAGACAGGCAGCGGUGAAAAUACCACCAGACGGUAUUCAACAAACCAGUCCGAGCACAGAGGAGAACGGGUCGGCCAAAAGUCUGUCCCAAGUCGAUUGGUUUUCUUCUCAAACUUUUUGCCACAGAAUCUUGCUUUUUUAAUUUUUUAUAGGUCAUCUUUAUCUAUGACAUACACAACUAAACUGGGCCCAAAAUCAACACCAAACCGUGUCUUAAAUCAGCCAUUCAGUUUUGACUUAAGGAUGACUAAACCAGGAAGAUGAUCUAAAGUGGGACAAUAAUAGAUUUUUUCAUCUUUAUAAACACCAGUUUCUCAAAAUUCCUCAGGUGUUUAGUCUAGCAAAGACAAAACUUUACAUAAAUGAAUGUUCUUGAAUACAAUUAGCCCGUGGUGUAUCAAAUUCAUCGUCUGGGUCCUUUAUGAUAACAUAUUGUACAGGUAAUUCUCAAGUGCUAUUGUUGAGAUCCUAAGGCACACACAGAGGACAUUAGAGGAGAAUAGCGGCUUUGAGCUCUCCAAAGCAGAUCUGCCUUCCUAUAUAUUAACACCUAUAUAUACAGUAAAUAUGUAAGCCACUUUCUGUGUUACGUAUUGAUCGGUUGUGAUAUGUUCUUUGUAUGUAAUGUGUAUUUCUUGUGCAAUUUAAUGUCUUUGGCAUCUUGUCUGCUGCUGUGCUAUGUUUGAAAAGUCUUGACAUAAACGUUUAUUUUUCAAGUGGGGUUGAUGGGAUUUAGUUUUUUAUAGAAGAGGGACGUAUUUUGCAAAAUGAAAAAUGUAUGAAGCAUGUAUCAAAGAUUGUUGUCAGUAAUGGGCUGUGAAUAUGUAGCCACUACUUACUUUCAAUCAGACUCAGUACUUGACUCCAAAAGCCAUAAUAACUUUAAGAAAAGCACAGCUCUUUGGGGCUCUGUCAGGGGACUUCAGGAUGACUCAUUGAAACAGAACAGAAAGAGUAAUCACUUUAUAAUUUCUACUAGAACUCUUGUAAACUUGUGGGAAUUAGUCAGACUAAUGCAUUUGAAAGAAGACCAAUUUUGUGAUAAUCUAUGAUACACUGUUUUUAGAUAACUACUUUCAUAUAUAUAAACGGUUAUAACUGGAUCACUACACCUUCUCAGGCCUUCAUCGGUUUCCUGCUCCUCAAGAGUUUGUGCCAGGUGCUGUUUGGGUCAUUUUUAAAUCGAAGCACCUUUUUAUGGGGUGAAAUGCUUCAGUACAAUCUAUUGUCUCCACAAAACAAAAACAGCUUUAAUUGACCAUUUCUCCAGAGACAUGAGCAUGCUGGCUUCUGCUGCAGAUGGACCGGCCCCAAUAAACUAAAGAGGAAUGGCUUUGCAUGGUUCGCUUCUGUGACUGCAGGAUAGAUGCAACCCAGUAGGCAUUACUGAACUACAAUAACAAUAGACUUAAU
Molecule: messenger RNA, 5915 nt
Organism: Periophthalmus magnuspinnatus
Lineage: Eukaryota; Metazoa; Chordata; Actinopteri; Gobiiformes; Gobiidae
Gene: amigo1
Product: adhesion molecule with Ig-like domain 1
Exons: 3
Coding region: 219-1745 (508 amino acids)
Biological process (GO): brain development
Molecular function (GO): protein binding
Source: RefSeq, a predicted model, not a curated record